UUUUAAUGGGCCGCCGACCCCAGCGCUGGAAUUGACCAAAAUGACUUGCAAGCCGAAACGGAGGGUGUGCUGGCUGGUCGUUCUGGUCUCGUCAUUCCUGUGGUGCUUCAAAUUGAUUUAUUCGGAAUUUGCAGGUGAUGACACAGCCAUGACUGCCACUGCAAGGGACAGCGAGCAGGAACAGGCCGCCCCCAUGCGACGAGAAGGACCUUUCACGACCUUGCCCUCUGUCCGCCCCAACCAAACAGACUUUGGUCCUGGAGUUCAUCUGAUGAGACGAGCAUCCUCAGGCGAUGACCAGCCAGAGCACAAACAGGUCAGCGUUGCGGAGGACCCCUGGAAGGCAGAGCAAGACAGACGGAAGGCCGCAGUAGCGAGAGGGUGCGCCGGCUGGAGGGAGGCUGUGUCGGACUACACGCCCUCCUCCUGGGGGGACAUGACGUCCUUCCUUGUGGACGACAAGCACAAGGCGAUCUACUGCUACGUGCCGAAGACUGCCUGCACGAACUGGAAGAGGCUUUGGAUGAUCCUGACGGGGUUGGUCGAGGUGAACGACCCGAAGGAAAUCCACAGCAGCAUUCCCCACCUCGUGCACAACAAAAUGAGGCUCGUAAGGCAGAAGUUAACUAAAAGCCAAGUUCAAAAGAAGCUUGAGACCUACACGAAGAUGAUCGUCGUGCGCCACCCAUUCGAGCGGCUCCUCUCGGCCUAUCUGGAUAAAUUUGUCGACCCUGGCAGCUCCUUCUACAAGAAAAGUUUUGCACUCCCGAUCAUGCAAAAAUACCGUGGAAAGGACAGCCAUGUGUCGGAAACAGGGGACGGAUUAACGUUCGGGGAAUUCGUCAAAUACGUCACCAGCUUGAAGCAAUACCGUCAUUUCGACGAGCACUGGAAACCGGCCGCGGAACUCUGCUAUCCGUGUGCUGUCCGCUAUGACGUCAUUGUCAAGUACGACACGCUCGCCGAGGAUGCUGAGAGGUUCCUGCGCCUGAUAGGAGCUCCUGCAGACCUCCACUUUCCAACCACUAACCCAAGGAACACCUCCAGCCAGCUCAAAAGAUAUUUCGCAGACAUCCCGAGAAAACAGCAGGAGGAACUCUUCCGGAUAUACCAAAGAGACUUUAAGAUCUUUGAGUACGAAGCCAUCUAGGAUUUCUGCAUCGUUUUUGGCUGUGUGAUAACAGCCCGAAUAAAACCGUACUGGGAAUGCAUGUGCACUACACACACA
This is a messenger RNA of Penaeus vannamei (Pacific white shrimp), 1228 nucleotides long. The record is from RefSeq and is a predicted model, not a curated record. NCBI's taxonomy places the organism in Eukaryota, Metazoa, Arthropoda, Malacostraca, Decapoda, Penaeidae.